CCACGCCACCAAUUGCUCCCUUAUCCCCCAAAUAUCCCCUCUCCGAGCCUCUUAAGUGCCCUCUAUCCCCAGCUAAAGGCUCCGUGCCACCGCAUACCCCGUCCUCCCACCAGGUGUCCCCACGUCCCAACAUCCCCGCCUUGCUCCCAUGCUGCCCCGCUCUCUUCCCCGCCCCGCUCCGCCGAUGGCUCCUCUGGCUGAUCUGUACCACCUGACGAUGGCGUACGCGUUGUGGCGGACGGGGAGGCACCGGGACCCCGCGGCCGCCGAGCUCUUCUUCCGUCGGGAACCUUUCGGUGGCGCCUUCGCUGUGGGAGCGGGGCUGGGCCAGGCUCUGCGCAGCCUCGGGGCCCUUCGCUUCUCGGCUGCGGACAUCGCCUACUUGCGCUCGGUGCUGCCCAGCACGACGGAGGAUGCUUUCUUUGAUUACCUCAGCACCGUGGAUGCCUCUGAGGUGACCGUCACAUCUGUGCCUGAAGGCUCCGUCGUCUUCUCCAGGGUCCCACUCCUACAGGUGAAGGGACCGCUGCUGGUGGUGCAACUGCUGGAGACCACCUUGCUGUGCUUGGUCAGCUACGCCAGCCUGGUGGCCACCAACGCCGCUCGAUUCCGCCUUCUUGCUGGCCCAGAGAUGAAGCUGUUGGAAUUGGGUCUACGUCGUGCCCAGGGUCCAGAUGGUGGACUUUCUGCCUCCAAGUAUUCCUAUAUUGGAGGCUUUGACUACACCAGCAACGUCCUGGCAGGGAAGCUCUAUGGCAUCCCAGUGCGUGGCACCGUCGCCCAUUCCUUCAUCAUGUCCUUCAGGUCGCUGGAGGAGGUGCAGCCCAGAGUCCUGUCACCGCUGGCAGGUGGGAAGCCCAUGGAUCUUCCAUCCCUAGCUGAGUCAUGGCUGCAGCGGGUGUGUGAGCUGCUGGGGACCCCCAGUGACAAACCCAACCGUGGCGAGCUGGCUGCCUUCGUGUCCUACGCCAUCGCCUUUCCACAGGACUUCCAGGGGCUGCUGGACACUUACUGCGUCAUGAGGAGUGGUCUGCCCAAUUUCUGCGCUGUAGCACUGGCCCUACACCAGUUAGGGUACCGUGCCAUCGGGGUGCGCCUGGAUAGCGGGGACCUCAUCCAGCAGUCCAAGGACACCCGGAGGGUGCUCCGAGCCUGCGGUGCUCACUUCCAGGUGCCCUGGUUUGGGAGCAUCCCCAUAGCCGUGAGCAACGACAUCAGCGAACAGAGCCUGGAGGAUUUCAUCCGAGAGGGGAGUGAGAUUGACAUGGUUGGCGUGGGGACAAACCUGGUGACAUGUCCCCUACAACCGUCGCUGGGCUGUGUUUACAAGCUGGUGGAGGUUAAUGGCUCCCCAUGCCUGAAGUUCACAGAGGAGGAAGAGAAGAUGACUAUCCCAGGGAUUAAGGCAAUAUAUCGGCUCUAUGAUGCUGCUGGUCAUCCCUUCAUGGACCUCAUGGCCCUGGAGAAUGAGCCUUCACCUAGUGUGGGGCAAGAGUUGGUGGUCCACAUCCUGGGGAGGAGAGGAGAGGCCACCAAGGUCAGGCCGAGUGCUGUGGAGCUCCUCCAUCGCAUGUACUUGAGAGAUGGACAGGUGUAUGAGGAGCUGCCCAGCUUGCAGGAGGUACGGAGCCAUGCACAAGCAUCCCUCAACCUGCUCAGCCCUGUGCACCGCCAGCUCCGUGACCCCCAGCCCUACCUGGUGGCAAUGACAGAGAAGCUGCAUCUCCUCCUUGCAGAGCUGCAGCACGCUAGCCAGUGAGGGGUACCCCAAAUCACCCCCCAGCACUGAGACCAGCACUUCUGCUCUUUGGAAGACCAGGUGAUUAAUUGGGAUGGUUCUAAUGGUUCUGCUGCUCUGCGGUGCUGCUCUGAGGACUGUGCAGGAACUGCAAGAGCUGCCUCACUGCAAAGCUGUGGACAAAAGAAUGGGGCAGACAGAGCUGGGAGGUGACGAGGGAGCCAUGUCCAGCCAUGUCUACUGCGUUGUUGUGGGAGCAACGCGUUUUCUUCCUUGCUGACCUCGGUGGCCCUGCCAGCCCUGUGCCUUCGGUGAUGACAGGACUGAUGUCAUCCAUCACCAGCACUCAGCAGCAGCCCAUGUCCCCAUAUUGUGGCAUCCUACACCUAAUUCUAGCACCAAAGCCUUUGGAAUGUCAUUGGGAGUACCCAUGGGCCAGCAGCAACAAGUGGAAGUUUUAAAUCAAAUGCCAUCCGGAAACAUUGCAUGGAAUAGAUAAAAAUGUCAAAGAAUAAAUCAUGUGCCUUUCUGA
Molecule: messenger RNA, 2270 nt
Organism: Meleagris gallopavo (turkey)
Lineage: Eukaryota; Metazoa; Chordata; Aves; Galliformes; Phasianidae
Gene: NAPRT
Product: nicotinate phosphoribosyltransferase
Biological process (GO): NAD+ biosynthetic process via the salvage pathway
Cellular component (GO): cytosol
Molecular function (GO): nicotinate phosphoribosyltransferase activity
Source: RefSeq, a predicted model, not a curated record